AUGGAGCUCCUUGUGAAGGAGAAGCUGCUGUGGGGUGCCGGGAAGGGGGAGAGGGGGGGGAACGGGCUCGGCGCGUCGGGGCAGCGAUGUGGGUCGCGCUGCUUAUAUGAGCUUUUUUUUUUGGGAACUUAUUUUUUCCUGGGGGCGAACGCUUCGGGACCCCCGGACCUGAACUUGCUGCACCCGCAGCCGACACCUACCACGGCCGAGAGGGAGCUACUUCGGUAUUCGCCAUGGGACUUCCAUGAGGAGGGGGGAAGGGUCAGCGUGGCCGUGGGCGCCCCACGCGCCAACACGUCGCAGCCCGUCCGUGAGCCCGGAGCCGUGUUCCUGUGCCGGUACCCGCCGGGACACGGCGCGUGUCGGGUGAUGGAGUUCGACAGCGACGGUGACCAGCAGGAGCUCCAUCCCGGGCUGGAGCUGCGGCUGCACAAAGCCGGGCAGUGGAUGGGGGCGGCGCUGCUCAGCCGGGCCGGGACGCUGCUGAUACUGGGGAUAAUGGGGGUUAUAUGGGGGUGGUGUGGGACCGACGCCGCUAUGGGGCAGGUGGAGAUCUUCAGUGCGGGGCUGUCACUGCGCCGGCUGCACGGCAUCCCCGGUGAGCAGGUGGCCUCCUACUUCGGGCACACGGUGGCUGUGACCGACAUCAACGGGGAUGGGAGGGACGACGUCCUGGUGGGGGCUCCGCUGUUCGUGGAGCGCCGCUCGGCCGGGAAGCAGCGCGAGGUGGGGCGGCUCUACGUCUACAUGGGCGGCUCCGGGCGGUGGUGGCAGCGCCCCCUGCAGGUGGUGACGGGAACUGAACCCUAUGGACGGUUCGCCGCCGCCAUCGCCCCGAUGGGGGAUUUGGACGGGGACGGAUGUGGAGACGUUGCCGUUGGGGUCCCAUUUGGGGGCAGUGGGUCGGUUCUGAUCUUCCUGGGCCGUGGCUCCGGUCUGACCCCGAUUCCAUCCCAGCGGCUGCUCAGCCCCUUCCCUGGUCCGGCCGCGUUCGGUUUCUCACUUCGGGCCGGUUCCGACAUCGACGGUAACGGGCACCCAGAUCUGCUGGUCGGAGCCUACGGGGUGUCCAAGCUGGCCGUGUACCGGACGAGGCCCGUUGUGAUGGUCCGGGCGCAGCUCAACGUCCCCACAGCGAUGGACCCACAAGUGACAGAGUGCAGCCUGAACGGGACCCACAGCAGGGUGACGUGGGACAGCACUAUGGGGACACGCUAUGGGACCCACUCACUGCUCAUUCCCCGCAGUCAGAACAGCCGCCCCAUCACCGUGGCCGUCUCGGUCCCCGUGGAGGCGCACGCGGAGCUGGAGCUGCGGGGCAUGUCGCUGCCCGCCACCGCGCUGCUGCCCACCGAAUGGAGCCAGGAUGGGGACGACAACCAGACGGAGCAUCGCGGGGUGCGGGUGGAGCACGUCUACCAGCUGCACAAUAAGGGACCGGGCACCGUCACCAACGUCACCAUGAACAUCCGCGUCCCUGUCGUUGUCGGUGGCCGCGUGUGGAUCCACGUGGUGGAGAUCGGAACCGAGGGAGGGAUCGAGUGUGGGACGAACCCGGAACCGGACAAUGAGGAGGGGACACAACCAGAACCAGAACCAGAACCAGAACCAGAACCAGAACCAGAACCUGAACCAGAACCAGAACCAGAACCUGAACCCCACGAUGUGGGGCGACACAAUGGGACGCAGCGAUGGGAUGAGGAGGGGAGCGUCAGUGUGCACUGUGGCAAUACCAGCUGCGUGGCGGUGCGGUGCCAUGCGGGGAUCAUGGCGCAGGGACAGCGCGUGUUGGUGGCCGUCCAUGUGCUGCUCCGGAUGGACCCCGAGCGGCAGGUAACGGCACCGCGGGGACACGGGGACACCAUGGGGUCACCACCAGGNAUGGGCGCUGUGGGGUCACCGCGUCCCCUCCUGCAGGUGGGAUUCUUCAAGAGGACGCGGCCACCAGCAGAGGGGGAGAUUGGGGAGGGGGCAGCGGGACAGGGACAGAGCCCAGAGCAGGGGGGGGAGCAGGGGUAGAGGUGGGACCCCACACCCUGCCCUCCCCCCACCUCCCCAUGUCCCAGUCCCCCUCCAUGUACCCCCAUGUGGCUUCCCAAUGUCCCCAGCA
Molecule: messenger RNA, 2110 nt
Organism: Coturnix japonica (Japanese quail)
Lineage: Eukaryota; Metazoa; Chordata; Aves; Galliformes; Phasianidae
Source: RefSeq, a predicted model, not a curated record